This is a messenger RNA of Mesorhabditis spiculigera, 243 nucleotides long. NCBI's taxonomy places the organism in Eukaryota, Metazoa, Nematoda, Chromadorea, Rhabditida, Rhabditidae. The record is from the annotation of a GenBank genome assembly.
AAGGAAGCCGUGCGAUGCAUCGGCUUGGACAAGCAGUCAGAGAACAGUGUCCGGCACUACGUCGGAUCGCUGAAGGUCGGCGACCAUAAAUGCGCCUUCCACCACGACAAAUUUGACGGGUCGAACUGGGCCAAGGGUCAAGUGCGCCAGUGCAUCUCGUGCUGCGAUGACAAAUGGGAGAAUGACUGCGACGGUGGAUAUGUCGGUUCGCUGAUGCCAUACGCCACUAAAGCCCUUCCAUUA